This is a messenger RNA of Neurospora crassa OR74A, 3705 nucleotides long. RefSeq lists its product as hypothetical. Gene Ontology annotation, molecular function: ATP-dependent protein folding chaperone; ATP binding. The coding region runs from base 1510 to 3435 and encodes 641 amino acids. The transcript is spliced from 5 exons. The record is from RefSeq and is a predicted model, not a curated record. Lineage: Eukaryota; Fungi; Ascomycota; Sordariomycetes; Sordariales; Sordariaceae.
UGGUUAUUCUUGCUACGUAGGUAGCAGAGCCAAGCGCCCAAGGUGAAGCAAGGUGAGGAGGAGGAUUUAGGAUGAUUCCAAAUGGAUGUGACCCCUGUCAUCCCCCACUGUGAGGCUGCAUCUCCCGUCCCGCCCUACCGCCCAUGUCGCCGAACGGUCUUACGGGGCCUCACCACAUCCACUGUCAAGCCAUUGUCAGCACUCAGCAGACCACCACGCCUUCGUUGCAGGAUUGUACGUCCGUACAUUGCGGUUGCGGCCACAAGAUUAAAGCCAUUUAUCAGCAGCAGCCAGACACCUCAGCCAUCGAUCUGGCUGGUUUCACCACGCAAUCAUCUACCUAGGAGGUACAGGACUGGACCAUUCUUGGGUGACACCCAGAAUAUCUAGGCAGGCAGCAGCUUUUGCAAGCCAAGAAAGUUCGUCGACAUCGCAACCACACAAACCAUCAUCAUCAUUCGACAUUCUUGUCCCCACGUCCGUAAUUUUGGGCACUGCAACACAGCAGUUCUGAUCGACGACUGGACGGUUUUGUUCAAUUGAAGAGGAAAAGCGCUGUACCGUACGUCAUCCCGCUGCGUGGCUCAACAGAUCUCCCUGCUUCGGACGGGCCCUGACAGUUUGACGGCAACGGCAACGGUGAGGAAGAAGAAGAAGAAGUGCGGGAAGCAAAUCAAUCACGUUCUCGAAUUCGGGGACCACUCCUCUCAAGAGUCUUCUCGAACCAAAGCAUCCCCCGUUGGCUUCCGCCCUGUGUGAAAAGAGGCUCAGCCCGCCCCGCCAAGCAUCCCCGUCACGGCCCUAUUUCAGUUGGUCCGGCUGCGGGCUAACACAGCAGUGCCUCGAGAACCUUGCAGCAGUGCAGUGCGAGGCGAAGGUGUGGAAACAUUCAGGGAACUGGAACUCAAUUGUGGGAUUUUGAGUUUAGGGCUGUUGCUGCGCCCUUGUUCCCUUCCAUCAUCAUCAUCAUCUUUGACUUUUGUUUCUUUUGCUCAAACCUCGGUGAUUCGGGCUAUCAUUAUCUUCUUACCUAUCUUUCCCCGUUCCACUCACCUAGGUUGGUUGGAUCUUCCCUCUCUGCCGGGUUUGCGCUUCGAAAGUCGAGCGGCUGUCACCGUUGCAUUUUGUGUCACCAUACCGUAUACAUACUACGCCCUUCCUUUCUUUGUUGGAGUUGGAGCGUUGAAGAGUUGUGUGCGGAGAGACUUACGUCCGAGGUUCUUUUGCGCUUGCGAAUCGAGUUCCAACAAGGUCGUCAACAUAGCCCCCACGCUUCUUGGUACGAGUGGGCAGAUUCUCCUUCUCCUUUGCUCGGACUGGCUCAGAGUCUCUCUCUAUACCGUUGUCUGAAGGCUGUGUGGGUUUGCACUUUGCAAGUUGAUAGCGGAGGUUCAGGAACCCAACGUCGCACACCAAAAGCAAACGAGUAGAACAAAGUACGAUCAUAUAAUACGAACUUUUACGCUGAGAGUUAGGGAUAGGGGUAGAGAGAGGCAGAACGUCGUCACCAUGAGCUUUAAUCUGCCCAUACUCCCGCCAACCUCUCCAACAAGUCAGAGAAACAGAGAUAGUAGGAAUUACUUUACAAACAGCUAUAGCCCCCCGGCUUCAACCGAGGCUAUCAAUGGCCCGGUGAGGCAGCGGACAAAGGAGUUGGCUCCCAUCAGUGAUCGGCUGAUUGUUGGCGUUGACUUUGGCACUACUUUCUCUGGUGUUGCUGCCGUAUACACAGGAACGCCAGAUGAUGUAGAGAUUAUCAAGACCUGGCCGGGCGGGAACGGCAUCACGUCCGACAAGGUCCCCACCGAGCUUUCCUAUGCGGCCAUCCCGCCCAAUGCACCGCCAGGCACCGCGCCAGCCGUGAAAUGGGGCUUCCAGUUCCGACCAGAAGAGUCGCGCAUACGCUGUGUCAAGCUCUUCCUCGACCGGUCCCAGAAGCUGCCCUUCUACGUGAACCCCAAGGAGACAGCCACGCAGCUGAAGAACAACAGGAAGACGGUGGUCGACGCCGUGAGCGACUACCUCACGCAGAUCUACAAGCACACCAUGGACACGCUAACACGGCGGUAUGGCGAGUCGUUCAUGGCGUCGACAAAGGUCGACUUUGUCCUGACGUGCCCGGCUGUGUGGUCGGAUGCGGCCAAGAACGCGACCCUCCAAGCGGCGGAGAGGGCCGGGAUGGGCGCUCAGUCGCAGAUUCAGAUGAUUAGUGAGCCCGAGGCGGCGGCAGUGUAUACUUUGAAAGCUAUACAGCCUAACCAUCUGAAGAUUGGAGAUAACUUUAUUGUCUGUGAUGGCGGUGGCGGUACUGUCGAUUUGAUCGCAUACAAGAUCGUUUCACUAGGGCCGAUCAAAGUCGAGGAGUCUGCUGUCGGCACAGGUGGGCUUUGCGGAAGUGCUUUCCUCAACUACAGGUUUGAGGAGCACGUCAAGAACCGGUUGGGGGCUAAUCGGUUCGAGGAGGUGAAGACCAAGAAGGGCAAGUCGUGGCAGAUGGCGCUCAAGUACUUCGAAGAGUUCGUUAAGCGCAACUUUAACGAGGAUGAGCAUCAGGAGAUCAACGUCCCAUUUCCCGGUCUCCCCGAUGACGAAGAAAUCGGCCUCGACUGUGGUUUCCUCAUGAUGACGGCGGCCCAAGUCAAAGACAUCUUCGACCCCGUCGUCAAGGAGGUCUGUGACCUCGUCCAGGGGCAAGUCGACAACCUGCGCGCCAAGGGCCAGACCGUCUCGGGCAUCAUAUUGGUUGGCGGCUUCGGCCAGAGCGACUACCUCUACCGCACGCUCAAGAAGCACUUUACCAGCACGGCGGCCCCUCCGCCCUACACCCCAACGCCCACACAGCAAAGCACGUUGGCCGCGGCCCUGGGGAGUAACUCGAUCGAGGUGAUGCAGCCCGUGUAUGCCUGGACGGCCGUGGUGCGCGGCGCGGUCCUGCGUGGACUGGAGGGUAACAUGGUCAUCUCGCGCAAGGCGCGGAUGCAUUACGGGACGUCGUACGCGACGGUGUACGACGAGGAGAAACACAGCGUUACCGAGCGGUAUUGGAGUCCGUUGUGGGAGAGGUGGAUGGUUAGUGAUCGGAUGCAGUGGCAUAUUGCCAAGGGCGAAACCAUAUCCCCCCAAAACCCCAUAGCCUUCCACUACACGCGCAACUUCCGGCCCGGCCAGUCGCUCGUGGUGACGGACGACCUGAUCGCGUGCGAGGCCGACGAGCCGCCCAAGUCGUACACGCGCGACUUGAUCAAGGUGUGCACGCUGACGACGGACUUGUCUGCCGUCCCGAGGAGCCUGUUUACUAGACUCACGACGACGAAAGGGGUGGAGUUUGAUAACCUUGACUUUACGCUCGAGAUGAUUGUCGAUAGUGCGGGCUUGGGGUUUGAGCUCAAGGUUGAUGGGGUUAGGUAUGGACGGGUUGAUGCCGAGUUUUACUAGGUGGGAUGGAAGUGGCUGUUGGGGUGGUUGCCAUGGCGGAUGGAUGGAUGAAUGGAUGAAUGGAUGGUUAGUUGGCAGGUCAGUGAAAGGGGGUGUUUGCGGAGGAGGGGAAUCUGGGUCAUGCUGGUCCUGCCAAGGGACAUUUCAUGGAUGACAUAUAUGUGCAUAUCGUACAUACGGGCAUCAACGUUUGGCUGAUGAGAACGUGAGUGCCUUUUGUAGAAGGUUCCUCAUCAACAGCAUUCGUCUUAACGAUAAGUGCAUUGCUAC